UUCCAUUCGCCCCACCCAGCUGAUGGCGCUCCCUGGUGGUCUUGUCUGUAAAUCUGGAAAACACCCCCUUUCUCCCAGACGGCAAACAAAAAUUAUAAGGCGGCGAUCGGGUUUUAGAGAGGGGCAGGACAGCCUCAGUCAAUGGGUUAUUUUCGGCUGUAGUUAAUAAUCACUGUGUGGUCCAAACGGUGUCUGCUGGAGCUGCUGCCGGUGGAGGCGGAUGCUGAUGCUGCGUUGCUUGGUUGCACGGACUGACUGAGAUGCUGAGCACGGGCCGAGCCUGUGUCACAUCCCCCUGUGUCGUAGAUGGAGACUAAAGCCUGAAGAGCCCGCAGGAUAGAAACCAGCCGACGAAAGCAACAGUUUUUCACUGUUAAACUGCAGGACCGCAGGAAGAAAAGGAGGGGGAGGAGGAGGAGGAGCAGUGGCAACGACAUGUUCUGAGCAGAGAACCGGCGAGCGGCGGCGGCUGGAGGAAUGAAGGCUGUGAGGAGACCGAGUAAGACGCGGCUUCUCCCGCGGUUCUGCGUGUGUGGAGUCGGUCUGCUCGCAACAGCGUGGCUCUUACACUUGAACGAUAUUACAGGCUCCCGUGGACUUGAUGUUGACCAUGAUCUCUUGCAUAAGAGAGAGCUCACCCAGCAAAAAGAAACCAACAACCAGAACGACAGUAUUUCUAGAGCUGCUAUUAAUGAGUUCCCUGAAGAUAUUUUUACUCCAGAGCAGAGAAGACAAGGAGCAGUUCUUCUGCAUGUUCUGUGUGCAAUCUAUAUGUUUCAUGCCCUGGCCAUAGUGUGUGACGUUUACUUUGUUCCUUCAUUGGAGAAAAUAUCUGAGAACCUUCAGCUCAGUCAGGAUGUUGCCGGAGCAACCUUCAUGGCAGCUGGAAGCUCCGCCCCCGAGCUCUUCACUUCUCUGAUUGGGGUGUUUAUCACAAAAGGAGACGUAGGUGUAGGAACUAUUGUGGGAUCUGCUGUCUUCAACGUCCUCGUCAUCAUCGGCAUCUGCGGCAUCUUCUCCAAACAGCCCAUCUGUCUGAGCUGGUGGCCGUUGUUUCGUGAUGCGGUUUUCUACAUCUUAUCCAUACUGGUGCUAAUUCUGGUGAUCUACGAUGAGAAGGUUUUGUGGUGGGAGACCAUCAUACUGAUCUCCAUGUAUGGAAUUUAUAUCAUCAUCAUGAAGUUUAACAGGUCUCUGUGCAGCCUGGUGGAGACCCACUGCAGCAGAGAAGGUCAGCCGUGUCUCAGCAGCCUGCGGCGGACAACUGCGGUUGGAAACAUCGUAGACUGUGAUAACGACAUGGUGCCGCUGAAGCCAGACUCAUGUGUGGUGGCUGGUCAGGACUCAGGGGUGACGAUGGUGGAUGAGCUGAUGAAGCAGCAUCCUCACCAGCUCUCCUUCUCAGAGGCAAGCCUCCGCCUUCUCAUCACCCCGCAUUUCCCCCCCCUCACCCGCUUGCGCAUGGCAGGACGCAUGGUCAUCAAUGAGAGGCAGAGGCUGAUUCGAGCUCGGGUCAGCCCAGAGGAGGGGGCGGCCUCAGGGGAGGAAGGUUCUGGAGCCAACAGGUUAUGUGGGAGGGAGAACGGGUCGCUGGCUCAGGGGGACAAGCAGAUGGUGGAUGGAGAGACAGAGAGGAGCAAAGAGAGUUUUGAAGGGGCCAGUGGAGGAGCACCAUCUAAGGAAGAAGAGGAAGAUGAGGAGGAGCAGGAGGAAGGGGAGGGGGAGAGUACUCCUUUUAAACCAUUUAUCCUGCCAGACAGUUGGUGUUCUGGUCUGAAGUGGCUGCUCUCAUGGCCAAUCAGUGUCCUGCUUUACUGCACCAUCCCUGACUGUAACCUGCCACGGUGGCAGCGCUGGUACCUGUUCACCUUCCUCUCCUCCACCCUAUGGAUCGCUCUCUUCUCCUACCUCAUGGUCUGGAUGGUACGACACACACAGAAAUGGACAUAGCUAAG
This is a messenger RNA of Cynoglossus semilaevis (tongue sole), 1955 nucleotides long. Its product is annotated as sodium/potassium/calcium exchanger 3-like. Gene Ontology annotation, molecular function: calcium channel activity; calcium, potassium:sodium antiporter activity. Gene Ontology annotation, biological process: intracellular calcium ion homeostasis; calcium ion transmembrane transport. Gene Ontology annotation, cellular component: plasma membrane. The coding region runs from base 478 to 1950 and encodes 490 amino acids. The transcript has 13 exons. The record is from RefSeq and is a predicted model, not a curated record. NCBI's taxonomy places the organism in Eukaryota, Metazoa, Chordata, Actinopteri, Pleuronectiformes, Cynoglossidae.